GUGCUGACUUCACUAAAACAGAAGGUGGAUCAUUUUGCUUACACUGUGCCAAACUUUGAUGGACUCCUUCUCCGAGCCAAGCGGACACUUAUAGCCCGAGAGGAGGAAUGGAGGCUGGGGUGUGUCACAAUAAGUCCCUACAGGAUCAACACUGUCAGUCCCAUCAAAGCCAAACCUGUGGCAGAAAACAAUAAUAAAGGUAGGUACAGACUCAAACAUGUCACAAUAAGUCCCUACAGGAUCAGCACUGUCAGUCCCGUCAAAGCCAAACCUGUGGCAGAAAACAAUAAUAAAGACAAAAGGAAGUCCAGUUUAGCGGAGUUUUUCUCUCGCCGAUCUCCAGAUAAAAGAGCCACUAAAAAGGGCCCUCAACUGCAGGUUCUCCAGGGAGCAAAGGGAUUCCGAUACAUUAAUUACCAGAACAGACCUCACGAAAUAUCUCAGAACCCCAUGGAUGCCCCCAAAAUUAGAAAUGCAGUGUUCUGUGCUGUGAUAUUGGAGGAAUUUGUGAAGGAACUGGCAGCUUACAGCCAGGAGCAGGCUGUUUUGGCUCACUCUGAAAUCUGACCCCAGGCUACAGUGAUAUUGUUUUUGUAAACUGUUAAUGUCCACACAUUUCUCUCUCUCUUUCUAGAGCACAUAUCAAAUGAAUCCAAUUCAGUUAUUUUGUAUAAUUAGACUAGAGUAAGCUAUGAUGAUGCUAGCAAAAUUUUUAUCAUCUCAGUUUGUAUUAUAUUUUUUGUGAUAUUAAAGGCAUAGGAUCCAAGACCUUGGAGUAAAUUUUUCAUU
Molecule: messenger RNA, 789 nt
Organism: Saccostrea cuccullata (small rock oyster)
Lineage: Eukaryota; Metazoa; Mollusca; Bivalvia; Ostreida; Ostreidae
Exons: 2
Source: RefSeq, a predicted model, not a curated record